GCGCGAGCGAGGAGGGCGAGGACGAGGAGGAGGAGGGGAGAGGCGACAGGAGGCAUUCGGUUUCGGUCGUGAGCCGCUCGGAAAGAGGGAGGAUGGAGGCGAAGGAGAUCGGAAUGGAGUCGCCUGAAGUGACGACGGUUUCGGUGAUGGGGGAAGAGCAGCUCGACAUCGCCGAGCAGCUGCCGAACUCGGACGAGGGCGCCUUCGCAGAAGUGACAACGGUGACGGUGGGAAACAUGACAGCAGCAGACAAUGUCUUCACGACAUCAGUGGCCAACGCCUCUAUUUCCGAGCACGUGCUGUCUGGACGAACGACUCUUCAGAUUGGAGAAGGCCUCCCCACAGACAAGGCCACCCUGAUCGUGGUCCACACGGACGGCAGCAUCGUAGAAACGACUGGCUUAAAGGCCCCGAGCACCCCAGUGACUCCAGGCCCGCAGACCCCUUCGACUCCUCUGACUCUGGGGCCAGAGAAAGACGGGACCAAGUACCACUGGGAUCCGUCGGUGUAUGAGAACGAGCUCCCGGUCAGGUGCCGGAACAUCAGUGGAAUUCUGUACAAAAACAAGCUCGGCUCAGGAGGCCGUGGGCGAUGCAUUAAGAACGGGGAAACGUGGUUUACGCCCACAGAGUUCGAAGGUAUAGCCGGGAGAGCCAGCAGCAAAGACUGGAAGAGAAGCAUACGAUAUGCAGGGAGACCUUUACAGUGUCUGAUCCAAGACGGAAUCCUGAAUCCCCACGCAGCUUCCUGUACCUGUGCCGCCUGCUGUGACGACAUGUCUCUGGUGGAGCGUCUCACCAUAGCGGUGCUCUCCAAAUCGGGGGGAUGGGAGAGGGCAAAACUGAGCUUGCCAGGCUCGGCCCACUGCAGUGCACCUACAGGCAGCCAGUCUCGGGGAGACACUGUCAACAGCUGCGGAGAAGUCUGCGGCGUCGACCUCCCGGCUGAGGGCACCUGGGUGAAGGAGGACGGCAAACGAGUGACGGGCGCUUUCGUUCUCUCUGCACAGACCGGACCCGUCAGGCUGUUUGUGCCAUACAAACGGCGCAAGAAGGAGAACGAGCAGACGGUCACCCCGGUCAAGAAAGAAUCGCCGAAGAACAUCACCCUGCUCCCGGCCACACCAGGCACCACAUUUACAAUGACACCAGCCGGACAGAUCACUGGCUCCGCGGCCCUGACAUUUGACCGCAGCUCCUCGGGGGACACCACAGCCAUCAUCUCCAACAGCACAGCCCCAGGAGACGUCUUCACCGGAACCACAGUUACAAUGACACCAGCCGGACAGAUCACUGGCUCCGCGGCCCUGACAUUUGACCGCAGCUCCUCGGGGGACACCACAACCAUCAUCUCCAACAGCACAGCCCCAGGAGACGUCUUCACCGGAACCACAGUGUUGGCGUCGCUGCCCGCCCUGGGUGUGCCAACGCCCUGCACCCCAACCAAAGCCCCGUCGCCUGGGACCCUGAACGGCCUGGAGGUGGCCGAGGGCCGCAGCUGGCUGUACCUGGAGGAGACGGCCAACUCGCUGAUGGCCAUGGCCCAGCAGCUGAAGACCUUGAUCGAGCAGGUGAAGCAGGCCAGCGCGGCCUUCCGGGAGGCUGCUGUCUCUCAGGCCAAGAUACAGGCGGAGACGGAGAGGAAAGAGAAUCUCAACCAAUACCAGAAUCAAAUGCCCCUUCACCAGGGAGAGGACGCGGAUGGGAAAACUGAGAUCAUCAUCAAACAAACAUGUAUAAACUGUGGGCGAGAGGCGAUGAACGAGUGCACGGGCUGCCACAAGGUUCAUUACUGCUCCACGUUCUGCCAGCGCAAGGACUGGAAAGACCACCAGCACAUGUGCGGGCAGCCCACCACGCUCACAGUGCAGGCCGAGGACGUCCAGGUCACGGAAGUCGAUCUUGAAAAGGUCAAGGUUUAAACCCUUCCUGCCACCCACCAGACUCUAUUUUUUUGAGCCUUUUUUUUUGGAGACAAUUUGAGGGAGCGCUUGGAUUCAGUAUUCAGCGAGGCUCCCGCUGAGCUCGGGGUGUGACACGACAAUCCUUCGCUCUGCGCUCUGAACUAUUUGGGUUGUCGGACCUGCCUUCCUGUGGAUGGGACGUUAAACUGAGGUCUGAUCCCCCUGUUUCAGAUGGACAUUAAAGAUC
Callorhinchus milii (elephant shark) is the source of this 2151-nucleotide messenger RNA. Its product is annotated as DEAF1 transcription factor. Gene Ontology annotation, biological process: regulation of transcription by RNA polymerase II. The transcript has 14 exons. Bases 93 to 1922 code for a protein of 609 amino acids. Gene Ontology annotation, cellular component: nucleus. Gene Ontology annotation, molecular function: DNA-binding transcription factor activity, RNA polymerase II-specific; DNA binding. The record is from RefSeq and is a predicted model, not a curated record. NCBI's taxonomy places the organism in Eukaryota, Metazoa, Chordata, Chondrichthyes, Chimaeriformes, Callorhinchidae.